This is a messenger RNA of Nannizzia gypsea CBS 118893, 387 nucleotides long. RefSeq lists its product as hypothetical. Gene Ontology annotation, biological process: endosomal transport. The transcript has a single exon. NCBI's taxonomy places the organism in Eukaryota, Fungi, Ascomycota, Eurotiomycetes, Onygenales, Arthrodermataceae. Gene Ontology annotation, cellular component: BLOC-1 complex. The coding region runs from base 1 to 387 and encodes 128 amino acids. The record is from RefSeq and is a predicted model, not a curated record.
AUGUCCUCUGAUGAAUCACGCUCAAAUGAAACAGCGGAAGCCCGCGCUGCCUUUACAGCUUCUCUCAAAUCCGUUGGUGCCAAUCUAGAUGCUGACCUGCGCACUCGAGCGGGAACCCUGCAUGACAACGCCGCUAUCAUAGAGAAACAGCAACAAGAUCUAAAGCGGACCACUCAGGAUGUCUCCAAGCAGAGCAAGGAACUGGAAAAGCUUCUAGAUCAAGGCCAAAAUGGCCUAAAGGAAGUUGGCGAUUUGCAGAAUUUUGCGGAAGUCAUGGAGAGAGAUUUGCUGGUUCUCGAGGAGACGCUGAGGUUGGCGGAGGAGGAGGACGAGCGGGAGGGAAGAGUUGAGAAACCGGCGCAGAGCUGGCUAAAGAAAUGGUUUUAG